AUGGCUGUUCCAAUGGAUGAUUACAAUAAAAAUUCGUCAAGGGAACGUGUUCAGCGCCUCUUCAACAAGAAUGUUGAGCUGGAGACCAAGCGUAGGAAAGCCGCCCAAGCCAGAGUCCCUUCAGAUCCAAAUGCAUGGCAAAAGAUGCGUGAAAACUAUGAGGCUAUUGUCCUUGAAGACCAUGCUUUUUCUGAACAAAACGACGUGGAGUAUGCUUUGUGGCAGUUGCAUUACAGGAGAAUUGAGGAGUUACGGGUGCUCUUCAACGCUGCUCUAGCUUCAGCAGGAUCAGCUGCACCCCAGAAUGGGAAAGUUCCGUCCCGAGCUGGACCUGAUCGACUGACCAAAAUCCGUUCCCAGCUCAAGGCUUUUCUUUCUGAGGCCACCGGAUUUUAUCAUGAUUUGAUGUUGAAGAUAAGGGUAAAGUAUGGUCUGCCAUUGGAUAAUUUUUUCGAUGAUCCACACAAUCAAAUUUCCUCGUUGGAACAUGGAAAUAAAUCUUCUGAGAGGAAUAAGGGAUUGAUAUCCUGUCAUCGCUGUUUGAUUUAUCUGGGGGAUCUUGCACGAUACAAGGGCUUAUAUGGGGAAGGAGACUCUAAAGCUCGGGAGUUUGCAGCUGCAUCCAGUUAUUAUAUGCAAGCUUCUUCACUUUGGCCUUCUAGUGGUAAUCCACAUCACCAGGUUGCUAUACUGGCAGGAUAUUCAAAUGAUGAACUGGUGUCAAUAUAUCGCUACUUCCGAAGCCUAGCAGUUGAGAAUCCUUUCAUUACUGCAAGGGACAACCUGAUCAUUGCAUUCGAAAAGAAUCGUCAGAGUUAUACCCAGCUACUUGGUGAUGCUAAAACUUUGGUGAAGGCAGCACCUUCAAGGAUUCCGGGGUACAGCAGACGUAAAGGUGAAACUAGGACUUCUAUUAAAGAUAAUAAAGUGGAAGUAAGUUCAGUUAAGGAAAGAGCUUCCAGCGUUGCUGAUCUUUUGAAAGCCUUCAUCACACGAUUUGUUCGACUAAAUGGCAUUCUUUUCACGCGGACAAGCUUGGAAACUUUUGAGGAAGUCUUCUCAAUGGUUAAAAAUGAUUUUUUAGAACUUCUUUCUUCUGGGCCAGAUGAGGUGUUGAACUUCGGUUCUGAUGCUGCAGAGUGUAGACUAGUAAUUGUCAGAUUCAUCACCAUUCUCAUAUUUAUUGUUCAUGAUGUGAGCAAGGAAAAUGAAAACCAAUCAUAUGCUGAUAUCCUACAGCGUUCAGUCCUGCUUCAUAAUGCAUUUACUGCUACCUUUGAAUUUAUGGGUUAUGUACUUGAACGCUGUAACAAGUUGAGUGAUCCUUCAUCGAGCUUUUUAUUGCCUGGUAUCAUGGUUUUUGUAGAAUGGUUAGCCUGUCACAGUAAUGUUUCAGUAGACAGUGGUCUGGAGGAGAAGCAAGUGAAUGUUAGAUCCUUUUUUUGGAACAAUUGUAUCGCCUUCUUUAAUAAGCUCUUAUCAAGUGGAUAUUUAUUUGUUGGUGAAAGUGAAGAUGGUUUCUCCCAUGCAAGCAAAUACGACGAAUCUGAGACUGCUAAUCGUCUUGCAUUGCCUGAGGACUUCGAAUUGAGAGGAUUCUUUCCUCUUCUUCCUGCUCAAGUUAUCCUUGAUUUUUCAAGGAAGCAUAGUAUUGGAAGUGAUGGUGGCAAUAAGGAAAAGAAAGCCUGCAUUCAGAGGAUUAUUGCAGCUGGAAAGGCUCUUGCAAAUGUGGUCCGGAUUGGGAAGGAGGGAAUAUAUUUUGACACGAAGUUGAAGAAAUUCUUGAUCGGUGUUGAACCCACCAGCCCUUUAGAAGAUCCCAAAUUAAAUGGUAAUUCGCUAGAAAAUUCUGUUGAGGGCCAAGUGACUCUAGCUGCUAUGCCCAAGCUGGAGGUUGAUUCUGAAGGAGAGGAAGACGACGAGGUUAUUGUCUUCAAGCCAUCUAAGAGUGAGAAGCAUGUGAAUGAAUUCACUUCAAAGUUAACUUCUUCAGAGGUUCCUGAUUCCACUGCUGGUGAUGGCAGGGUUCAUUGUGGGAAUCAAAAUGGGUCCCUUUCUGUUGGAGACGAUAGUUUCCUCUUACAGGGUGCUCCAAGCACAGUACGAUCUAUUGCUGUUGCUAACUGCACUUCUCAGUAUAUGCUACCAGUCCAACCUAGCUUUUCGAAGUACUUGGUGGAACAAAGUCCAACAGCGAAUGGCUUGUCCCAAUUGAGUUUGAUGGAAAAUGGAUCUUUUAUGAAACCUUCUCUGCAAGAUCAAUUGGGAGUCUCCCAGCCUGCUGCUUCUGCUGUUCCCUACCCUCGAUUUGCCAACACUGAUACUGGACAUAAUUAUCCUGUUCAGAUUUCACAAACUGCUGUAAUAUCUAAAUUUGAUUCCAUUAUGUCCCCCGGAGCAGCUACUGAUGGCCUGUUUGUCAAACCAUCUCCAGCCAUAUCAUCAGGCAUAAAAAAGAAUCCUGUGAGUCGACCUGCUCGGCAUUUUGGGCCCCCACCUGGCUUUGGUUCCAUUCCUUCUAAAUCUGUGGACGAGUCAUUGAACAGCAUGACAUUGAAAAAUGAAAAUCAUUCAACCCCUCAAAUAAACGAAUAUAGCUGGCUAGAUGGAUACGAGUUAACUUCAAAUCAGAGUGCUGGAUUUAACAAUUCCAUUAAUCAUGUGGGACCAACAUUCCCUUCUGCGAGCAAGAACAGUGGUUCAAUGGGAAUGACAAACUUCCCUUUCCCUGGGAAGCAAGUCUCUAUGAUGCAAGCCCAGAGUGAAAACCAGAAAAGCUGGCUCGACUAUCAGUUGCCAGAGGAUUUGAUGCAGUACCAGGAGCAGCAGCAACAAAUUCAUGGAGGAAAUCAACAUUACGCCAGGCCACAAAAGUAUCAAGGACAAUCUCCUUUGGAAAGUCACUUCUUUGUGUUUGAACAGUUUGACGCAACAAAUAUCCAUGGCCGUGCUGCUAUCAUUUCCACCAUUGCUUUUGAAUCUUCCAUGUUGUUAAGUGUUUGUUGGGGAGCAUGGUUGGUGUUGGAGUGUUGCAGGCACCUGACUUUGAACAGCUUUGGCGAGCUUCCAGACCUAUUGCAUGAAGCUUAUGAAGUCAAUAGGUUAUUUAACUGGUAA
Messenger RNA from Fraxinus pennsylvanica, 3117 nucleotides. The record is from the annotation of a GenBank genome assembly. NCBI's taxonomy places the organism in Eukaryota, Viridiplantae, Streptophyta, Magnoliopsida, Lamiales, Oleaceae.